AUGUCAUCAGUUCUUCUAGUGGGCUGCCCUGACACUACACGCAAGACUUGGGUGAUGCUGUGGAUGUUGUGUUGGCGUUUGAUGGCCUUCGUGCUGUCAUUGGCCUACACUUCCAACCUUGUGGCCUUCCUCACUGUUCCUGUAACUCGGUCUAAGAUCCAGACUGUCGACGAACUUGCUGCUUCUAAUUUGAGGGUGUUAAUACAAGACUACGGAAUCUUCGUACCAGAAGCGCUGCGGAUAUCCAAAGAUCGGUCCCUCAAUAUUCUGGGCAACAAAAUGGACAUGUUUCCAUUUGAAUACAGCAUGUUUCCCUUCGAAAAUGCCUUUCUCAAAGUCCUUGCAGACACACAUGCUCUGCUGGAAACUUACUCAUACCUUUACCUUGAACGAAAAAAAGCCAAUUUAACCGAGUCCACCUACAUCAUGAGAGAAACGGUGUUCCCUAGUUACAGUUCCUGGAUUUUGCCCAAGAACACGCCAUACACAACCGUCAUUUCUGAGGCUCUCCAGAGGUUCGUCGAGUCGGGCAUUGUCGAGAAGCUCUAUAAAAAGCAUAUGGAUGUGCUUCACGAUCACCAGGCAGUGAACAGCUUGCAGGCGUCGGAGGCUCCGGUGCUGCGAUUAUCACAUCUACAAGGGCCCUUCAUGAUGCUAGCGAUUGGCUUACUGCUUUCGCUCGUUGCUUUCGUUGUCGAAAUAGCCCGCGAUAGCGGCUAA
Molecule: messenger RNA, 720 nt
Organism: Hyalella azteca
Lineage: Eukaryota; Metazoa; Arthropoda; Malacostraca; Amphipoda; Hyalellidae
Product: glutamate receptor ionotropic, kainate 2-like
Exons: 5
Coding region: 1-720 (239 amino acids)
Biological process (GO): monoatomic ion transport
Cellular component (GO): membrane
Molecular function (GO): signaling receptor activity; ligand-gated monoatomic ion channel activity
Source: RefSeq, a predicted model, not a curated record